This is a messenger RNA of Ascochyta rabiei, 1563 nucleotides long. Its product is annotated as Protein-serine/threonine phosphatase. Bases 1 to 1563 code for a protein of 520 amino acids. Gene Ontology annotation, molecular function: protein serine/threonine phosphatase activity. NCBI's taxonomy places the organism in Eukaryota, Fungi, Ascomycota, Dothideomycetes, Pleosporales, Didymellaceae. The record is from RefSeq and is a predicted model, not a curated record. The transcript has 3 exons.
AUGAACUCUCUGAGUGCUCUGGCGAACAUUGGCACGCCUCCGCCAAGCCCAGCUCGCUCGCGAACCGGGUCCGAGAGCAACAUACGCCAAGCGCAGCCUCGGUCCAGCUUGUCGCAGCUCCCCAGCAAUGCAAGCGCAAACACAGCGUCUCUCGACGAGAAGCUGGAGCGCGCCAUGGCUUCGGACAGAGCAGACCGACUCCGCUCCUCCACCACCGCCAAUGCCCCCACGUCCGAGUACGACGAAAAGUCGCCGCUGCUGAACCAUGCGAGUGCUCCUGUCGAACAGCCCGAGCCCGGAAAGAGAUGGCUGUUUCCCAAGCGUGUUUAUGACGGUGUCCUGGGAGGUGUUGCCGUGCUUCUGAGUCCGAUUGUCUGCACAGGCCAGUACCUGGUCGCAUGCUUCUACUACCAAGAGGAUGGCCGAUUCUCUCUGACUGCACCUCUGCACCACAUGGUCGCCGGCUCGCGACGAGAGAAAUCUACGUCAGAGCCAAUGCCCUCGUCUGGCUUCUCUAGCAGUAACGAAAAGGGGAAGCAUGCAAGCAGGCGGUUGAGCGUCGCGCAAUCCCAACCACGGAAGACGGCACCAAGGUCUCCCUCUAUAGCCUCGACGUCAACGGCCAUUACCUCUGAUUCGGAAAUCGAAAGCGAGCGACCGCACACACGCGACGAAGACGUCGACUUUCCAUCACGCCACACCCGCUCAAAGUCAAACGCCUCGUCAGCCGGCGAGGAGAUCGCUCCAGCAAAGCGGUCCAUUCGAAUCAAACUGCACAACGAAGACGCACUGAGACAACGCAAGGCGGCCAAAAAGGCACAGUCGAAUAGUCACGUGUCGCCAGAAGCUGCAAACGCACUCAAAUCCCCUACAGGGCCCAUGACUGCAGCUGCAAAGCACAAGUUUCCACGAGCACCACAACCCCCACGUCCACUCGUACCACGCCGGCAGCCGUCGUACUCUGCGAAAGGAGCGUCUGCCGUGGGACCGCAUCAGAAGACACUCAUCCUCGACCUCGAUGAAACUCUGAUACACAGCAUGGCGAAGGGCGGUCGCUUCCAGACCGGCCACAUGGUAGAGGUGAAACUUCAGGCUUCAGUCGGCGCGGGCGGGCAGAUCAUCGGCCCGCAGGUGCCUAUCCUGUACUACGUUCACAAACGUCCCUUCUGCGAUGAGUUUCUGAAAAAGAUCUCGAAAUGGUACAACUUGAUCAUAUUCACGGCCUCUGUCCAAGAGUACGCCGACCCUGUGAUCGACUGGUUGGAGGUUGAACGCAAGUACUUUGCUGGCCGAUACUACCGCCAGCACUGCACUUUCCGCAACGGCGCCUACAUCAAGGAUCUUGCGCAGGUAGAGCCGGACCUCAGCAAAGUUAUGAUCCUGGACAACAGUCCGAUGAGCUACAUCUUUCAUGAAGACAAUGCCAUUCCCAUCGAAGGCUGGAUUAGCGACCCUACAGACUACGAACUGCUGCACCUCAUUCCCUUACUCGAAGGUUUACAGUACGUAACUGAUGUGCGCGCGCUGCUUGCUCUACGACAAGGAAUGCCCUCGUCGGCGUGA